AAUACCUCUCACUAUGUCCGAGGUGACUCCAACUCCAAGUCCGAUGUCUCCUAGUAGUAGUAAGAAGAAGAAAACGACGGAUGAGCUGCUACUGCAGCGAACGGAGGAGCUGCGCCUUCUGACACAUGAAGCCGCUGAGCUGUUGGGUGAAAAUAAGGAGUUGCGAGGAGAGAUUGGACGACUGAGUGAUGCACUAAGAGAGGCGCUUGAGAACCCAACAGAUGGUGCUGAAGAUGAGCUGCACGAGCGGACUCGAGAACAGAACGAGGUGUUGGACACGCAGAACCACCUGCUGAAGGAGGAGAUAUGCAAGCUACAAAGUGCUGUGGGGCAUCUAAAGAAGCAAUAUCAGGAGACCAAUAGUCGCUACAAUGAGGCUGAGGCUAGAGCUCAAGAGUUUGCACGACUAUUGGCCCGUUCGGAGGAGCGUCGAUCUAUUGUGGAGGGCAGACUGGAAGAGCUCUCUAGUGAGGCUCAGACAAGCGAGGAACGCCGAGCUCAGAUUGAAAGAGAUACUCACACUGACCGGCAACAACGCAAGAGCCUCGAAGACGCCUUGCAGAAGCAUCGGGAGGAGUUGCGGCAGAGGAACAAAGCACUGCAAGACGCAGAAAGUAGAGCUCGAGCAGCGGUCGAGCGAUUGCAUACUCUAGAGCUCAAUAGUGCAAGGCAACUCCAUAGACUCGAGGAGCGACUCGAAGACUCAAAGUCCCAAAUAGGUCAGCUGAUGAGCGAUUUGAAUAUCUCCCGCACUGAAGCUGAUGAGGCUAAUAAGACAGUCAAAUCCCUCGAGAAACGACGGGCCGACACUCAGUUCCGACUAGAUGACUGUAAAGCUGAGCUGAUGGAGGUUCGUGACCAGCUCGCGGACUUGCAAGCAGCGAGGGAUCGGGCCGGUCUACAGGAGCAAGUGCUGAGUGAAAAGCUCGAGCAUGAGGUAAAAACGAGGAACGCAGAGGUUGCUCAGCUGAAGCGAGAUGCUGCCGAGUCGUUGGCGUCAGAAAGGGAAGUGUGGCGCCGAAAAUGUGGAGAACUGGAGGGUAAACUGGAGGUAGCAGAUGAGCUCGCUGCCAGUCUCCGAGCUCGAAUCUGCACCCUGGAGGAGGAGGUAUCAUCAUUACGCAAGGCUAAUAAUGUAUUAGAUCGAGAGAUAGAUCGUGAAAGGGAGCUUCGAAAUAAAGAGUCGGAGGAGCUGCAAUCGUCGCGGUUAGCCCUGGUGUCAGAGAACGACGAGUUGGACAGACGAAUACGUGCAUUGCUAGAUGAGCUCAGCAUCGCCCGGACUGCGUUGAAGACCCAGGAAGAGGUGACAGCAGCACGAGCCGUUGACGUAACACAAGAGGCUGAAGGUCUUGUCAAGCGCUGUGCGAAGGCUGAAGAGGAAGUAGUGGUUAUGAGAAAGGAAGUCGAAGCUUUACGGAUGGAGAACAGCCGACUCGUGGAACAGUUGGAGAAGGAGGUCACUCACCAUCGUAAUGCAGUUGAUAAGAAAGACCAGGAGCUCAUGACGGCCGCGCAUCAAAAUGAGGCUGAACUCGCCGCUCGGCGAAAUGAGGCCGAGAAACUUCGCAAGCAGUUGGAGGGUUUGAAAAAAGAUUGGGUUGAACGGGAGGAUGGUCUCAAACGGAAGAUGCAGGAGAAAAUUGAGCACCUCGAGGGGCAGGCUUCACGAUGGCGGAUUUCUAGUGAGUCGUUUAGGCGGAAGAACCAAGAGUUGGUUCGUGCUACUCUAAUGAACGGACUCGAACUGGAAGUUUAGUAUG
Molecule: messenger RNA, 1763 nt
Organism: Perkinsus marinus ATCC 50983
Lineage: Eukaryota; Perkinsozoa; Perkinsida; Perkinsidae
Exons: 20
Coding region: 14-1759 (581 amino acids)
Source: RefSeq, a predicted model, not a curated record